AUGGAGCAAGUUCUUCAAGAUCAAGAUCCAGAAAACGCCGCUGCCGCCGGCAGGCUCCAUUUCCAAUUCCCCACCGCCGCCGACGGCUACAAGAUCCUCUACCAGAUCGGCGUCAGCGACCACAGCGUCGUUUACAAAGCCAUUUGCGAGUCUGCAAAUAACUCGGCCAAAGUCGCCGUCAAAGUCAUCGAUGUUGAUCGACAUGUCGACGAAUUCUUCGUCAUGAAAAUGAACUCCCUCUCCCUCAUUGAUCACGCCAAUAUCCUCAGCCCUCAUUGCUGUUUCACGGUUGAUCGCCGCCUUUGGACCGUCAUGCCCUUCAUCCACGCCGGCCCUCUUCAGGCCAUACUCGCCAACCGCUUCCCCAACGGCUUGCCGGACCAAUUCCUAGCCAUACUUCUCCAUCAGCUCCUCCGCAGCCUGAUAUGUCUCCACGAACUCGGAUACGUCCAUAGAAAUAUCAAGGCAAGUAAUAUCUUCGUCGACUCCGAGGGUUCUGUUAAGCUCUCGGAUCUUAAUGUCUACGUUGGUGAUGAUGACGACGACGAUUCCUCGGUGCCGUAUUGGGAUCCCCCAGAUGAAGAGUAUAGUUUCAAAUCCGAUGUUUGGGCCAUUGGGAUUGUGGCAUUGGAAGUGGCCUAUGGAUGCCCUCCAAUUUCGGAUUCAAGAACAAUAAGGUCUCAAUUGUUGAACAUUUCUCGGCGGUUUCCGUACAAUUUGAAUCUUGACAAGAUGUCUAGCAAGAGUGUCAUCGAUAGGAAAUUUGGAGAAUUGUUUAAGGAUUUUGUGAGUUCUUGCCUUGUUAAAGAUCCCUCAAAGAGGCCCUCGGCGGCAAGUUUAUUGGCGCAUCCAUUCAUCAAGAAAGGGGAGACUUCCAAUGUUCUAUUCAAGAGUAUUGCAAAAGACAUGGCUGGAAUUGAAGAUAGGUUUGAGAAGAACAAGGAUCGGCUUGUGGAGUUGAUGAAGAAGGAUAGGAGAGUGGAGGAUAAUAAUCGAGGGAAUGUCGUAAAGGUUAGCGGAUGGGAUUUUAACAACUUCUUGUUCGAGCUUGAGCCCGACGAGGAGUCGUUGGGGAAGAGAGUUCGGUUUCGCGGCGAGACGAUCAUUCCGUUGAGGGAUGAUCAUGUGAGUUUGAACGAAGCAGGCGAAGCUAGCAAAUUUAAUGUACCGUUGCUACUUAAACGAAUGGAUAGUUUGAGUUUGAGUGGGUUGAGCGGUCGAAUGGGGAGCCGAGCGGAGGAGGAGGUUCGGGUUAUGGAUAGCGAAACGCUGGCGAAGGUGUUGACGUCUUUGGUAGAGAGCAUUGAUCAGCAAAGGGAAGUGAUUAUGAUGGUGAUUUCUCAGUUUGGUCGUUUGUUAGAAAGAGACAUGGAGAUGACAAAGGAAAUAAAGAAGCUAAAGGCAGAGUUGGCGUACGAGAAAGAGAGAAGCUUUCAGUUAGAAUUGGAUUAUGAAGUUUUAAAGCUUAAACUUCCUGAUUCUGAGGAUGAAGACAAAUCUGAAAAUUGAAAUUGAUUAAGUAACAAUAGUUUCUCAAACUGAUCAAUCAAUGCCUUUCCAUUUUUUAUU
Molecule: messenger RNA, 1569 nt
Organism: Momordica charantia (bitter melon)
Lineage: Eukaryota; Viridiplantae; Streptophyta; Magnoliopsida; Cucurbitales; Cucurbitaceae
Product: serine/threonine-protein kinase BLUS1-like
Biological process (GO): protein phosphorylation; regulation of stomatal opening
Molecular function (GO): ATP binding; protein kinase activity; protein serine/threonine kinase activator activity
Source: RefSeq, a predicted model, not a curated record